Penicillium mononematosum is the source of this 2277-nucleotide messenger RNA. RefSeq names its product putative NAD+ kinase. The transcript has 13 exons. Bases 1 to 2277 code for a protein of 758 amino acids. Lineage: Eukaryota; Fungi; Ascomycota; Eurotiomycetes; Eurotiales; Aspergillaceae. The record is from RefSeq and is a predicted model, not a curated record. Gene Ontology annotation, molecular function: NAD+ kinase activity. Gene Ontology annotation, biological process: NAD+ metabolic process; NADP+ biosynthetic process.
AUGAACUUUCUAAGGACACAAUUAUUCGGAAAUAGCUCACCUCUAUUCAGGCCACAAAUCAGAGCCAUGCAUAUCCAAUCAAUUCCUAUGUGGACGGGGAAGGGAAACAACUAUGCCUACCUUGUGACAGACGAGCCGACCAAGCAGUCCGUUAUUAUUGAUCCGGCCAACCCUCCGGAGGUUGCACCGGAGCUCAAGUCUCAGAUUGCUUCUGGCAAGAUUGACCUGACGGCCAUUGUUAACACUCACCACCACUGGGAUCAUGCUGGUGGUAAUGGUGACAUUUUGAAACAAUUCAAGGGCCUUCAAGUCAUUGGUGGCAAGGACUGCGCGUCUGUCACUAAGACUCCCGCGCAUGGUGAGGAAUUCAAAAUCGGAGACCGUAUCUCAGUGAAGGCAUUGCAUACUCCCUGUCAUACGCAAGACAGCAUCUGCUACUAUAUGCAAGAUGGAGACCAGCGUGUUGUUUUCACAGGCGAUACUCUCUUCAUUGGUGGAUGUGGCCGAUUCUUUGAAGGAAAUGCCAAGGAGAUGCACAAGGCCUUGAACGAGACCCUCGCGGCUUUGCCAGAUGACACCAAGGUUUAUCCUGGCCAUGAGUAUACCAAGGCCAACGUCAAGUUCUGCAUUGCGGUCUCGCAAACAGAGCCUAUUAAGAAGCUCCAGGCAUUUGCGGACCAGAACAAGCAGACACAAGGGAAAUUCACUAUCGGCGACGAGAAGCUCCACAAUGUGUUCAUGCGCGUCAAUGACCCCGAGAUCCAAAAGGUAACCGGCAAGACCGACCCUGUGGAUAAAAAUGGAGGGGCAAGCGACACAGAGGCUCAGCAUCAUCUAGAGGUCGUACUUCUACCCGAUUCCAACCACCGACGCAAAUCCUCCCUUGUCACGAUGGACAAGCCGAGGGUCCAACCUCACCUAACUCAGGAUGAUACGACGACUGCCUGCUACGUCCACAACCUUAUUGCGAGCGAGUGGACCGCACCCCCACAACACCUGAAAGACACAGAAGACACAGAAGAUGAGAUACAGACAUCGAACGAGGACGAGGCUCAACCCGUGACAAAUACGGAAGGUCUCGAGCCAGAGCAACUGGUGGUCGACCGCGAGAACAAACCGAUACCCACAAUCAUCGAAUCCCGCCAUCUUACGAAGAGACAGCUAUCAGAUAUGGCCUGGAAUGUGCGCAAACUAUCCAAGAAGCUGGGCAGCAUCAAGCUCAAGCUCACCGUGAAGACUGUCUUUGUGGUCAGCAAGGCGCAGGACGAGUCACUGGUAAGCCUGACUCGAAAGGUGACGAGGUGGCUACUCUCCAAAGACAGAGACUCACUGUACGUGGUUUAUGUCGAGCGCCGACUCGAGACGCACCCGGACUUCGGUGCGUUGCAGCUGGUACAAGACGAGCCCUCCGCCGAGGGCCGACUCAAGUACUGGGAUCCCAAGCUUGCGCAAGAACAACCGCAUUUGUUUGAUUUUGUGGUUACGCUCGGCGGAGACGGAACCGUUCUAUACACGAGCUGGCUGUUCCAGCGCAUCGUGCCGCCCGUACUUUCCUUUUCGCUGGGCUCAUUGGGCUUCUUGACGAAUUUCGACUUUGCGGAUUACCAGAAGAGCCUCGAUAGUGCUUUCCGGGAUGGCGUUUUCGUCAGCCUACGGCUACGGUUCGAAUGCACCAUCAUGCGCAGCAAAGCGAGAAUAAGAGACCCGCACGCGCGCUCUCUAUCAGGUCGCGACUUGGUUGAGGAAUUGAUCGGGGAGGAAGGGGAGGACACAUUGACACACGCGCCGGACCGAGUAUAUGAGAUUCUCAACGACGUAGUUCUCGACCGGGGGCCAAACCCAACCAUGUCUCAAAUCGAACUCUUCGGGGACGACGAGCAUUUCACCACCCUGCUCGCUGACGGAAUCUGCAUUGCUACCCCAACCGGAUCGACUGCUUACAACCUCGCCGCUGGCGGCUCUCUUUCACAUCCAGAAAACCCCGUCAUCCUUGUUACAGCCAUCUGCGCCCACACGCUGUCCUUCCGACCGAUUAUUCUGCCAGACACCAUUGUCUUGCGCAUGGGUGUGCCGUACGAUGCGCGCACGAGCUCAUGGGCUAGCUUUGAUGGUCGAGAGAGGGUUGAGUUACAUCCCGGUGACUAUGUUACCGUGUCGGCAUCAAGAUAUCCCUUUGCCAAUGUCUUGCCUCCCGGUGGGCAGGGUGAGGGCUGGGUGCACAGCAUUUCCAAAACUUUGAAUUGGAAUUCGCGACAAAAGCAGAAGAGCUUCAAGUAG